AGCCUGGCUCACAGAUUCGAAGGGCUGAAAGCUGCGGGCAGCUUUGCCCAAGGCGUUUCUCCGCCCAUGGAGACCCUUGCGGACUCCCCAAGUGACUCGGAGAGGAAAUGGCUUUGGAUGCCGGUAGCCUGCACCGUGCUCUUGAUCAUCGCGCUCUUCAUAGGAGCUCUUUGCGAGUCCUGUGGUGGUUAAGCCACAACAACGCCGGAAUGCAGAGAUGGCAGUGCAUCAAGUACGCCAUUCGGGUCAGUGGCGGCUUCGGACUCGCAGCAGGAGCGCUGGGCUUGAUCUACUCCGCCCGGCGCUUCUGGGACCACCGGGACUUGGCCGCACAGACGGACCUCUGGUUCCGGGUGCUGCCGGCAUUGACCUACACCUUCCUCCUGCUAGCUCUGGGCUUUGCGGCCCUAGGCCUCAAGGUGAGGAGAAGCGAGGCGGAAGCGGCCGAACAGGCUUACCAGGCGGUUCGGCAGAACACGAGGAUCUCCCUGCUGGCCGGUCUGGCUGCAGGCAUCACACAGGAGGUCCUUUGUGGCGUGGACGACAAAGGCUUUCAGAUGCCCGACGCAUGGCGUGAGAGCUGCCAAAUGUUGGGCGGCUCUUGCGGCCUUCUGUUGUUGGGCAUCCUGGCAGCCGCAGGCUGAUGGCUUGGAGAAGACGGAGGUGAAUCCUCAUGAGCCGCCGGCCAAGGAGGCGUUGGAGGAGGACACCUUGUCCAGACAGGAGUCGACCACCGCGUCCAUGCUGGGCGAAAGCUUCCGUGCAGACUUCUUGAAGCGCCUACAGUGGCCCACCAGCCCAGACCCCCCGGAGAGUAGCUGGGCACCCCGCGUGGACGAGGAGAGGCGCAGGAGUCGACCACCACCAGGAGCAGAAUAGUAUGCAAGAGCCUUUGCUCGAGACGUGGUUCCGUGCAGACUCAGAGACAGGCGCGUCAGGCUUCAGCAGCGACCGGAGCCGAGCGCGUGAAGCAGAGGGCAAGCCGUCGCCCGAUCCAGCAUCGAGCUCGCGCUGCGAGGCGUCCUCCGUGUACCAGACACCCGUGGACUGCACUCGGGGCGGAGGCCGCGGCGCCUGGAACAGCCCUGCCUUCUGGCGCAGCCCCCGGGACUCUGCGACUUCUGCCCGUCUUCACUUGGGUUCGCCUACCAUGCAACCCGUUCUCGCGGUCUGACAAGAUAGAUCCGAUCAAAAAGCAAGCCAGCCGCCCCCCGCGCGAAUAUCGGAGCCCAGAUCUGAAAGCACACCUUGGGGUCGUUGGAUCUUGGAAAGAACUUGCUGCUGCGAUAAGAAGGGAAUGUGGGAAUGAAGC
Messenger RNA from Effrenium voratum, 1312 nucleotides. The record is from the annotation of a GenBank genome assembly. NCBI's taxonomy places the organism in Eukaryota, Dinophyceae, Suessiales, Symbiodiniaceae.